AUGGGGAGGAAUAAACACUUUCCCCACCAUCUGUUUUUUCUUGGAGGUGUUUUUGUGGAUGCUGUCAAUUCCAUGGGCCAGACUUGCCUCUUCACUGCUGCCCUGCUGGGUCUUGCUAAAAUAGUGGAUGUGCUGUUGCAGUAUGGCUCAGAAGCUAAUCAUCGCUGUCACGAUGGGAGCACCCCAGUCCAUGCAGCUGCUUUCUCAGGAAAUAAGUGGAUUCUUAGCAAGUUACUGGAUGAAGGAGGGGAUCUGAGAGUACAUGAUAAAGAUGGAAGAAGUCCCGAGGACUGGGCCAUGUCAGCUGGAAAAGCAAGCCGUGCUCAGAUGCUGGAAUUUCUACAGUGUUGUACAUCCCACAUGCAGGCUGCCAUUCAAAAUUGCCCCUCUGAACUACUCAGAAGGGUUGGCUCAUCAAAAGCCCUGGUGUGCAGUCAGUCCAGGUUUGGUGGCCUUGUUCAAGUGAAUGCUGACAGCCCUCUGGGUAGAUUUCUGAAAGGUGGAGCUAAUGCAGCCAAAAACAUUUACAACUUUGGUUUUGGAAAGUUGUAUCUUGCAGGCUGUGGGCGUCUUGGGUACUUGGCUUCCCUCCCUGUAAUUGGGGAAAAAGACGUAGUUCAGGCAUACGAUGAGCCAACGUUUUCCUACUGCGUUGGACCCUACAUGAUGAUGACAAACUUAAUGUGGGGAGGCAGCAGAGUCACAGUGAAGGAACUCAGCUUUGAGCCCCAUCAGAAGUGCAGAAAACAACGCUUAGCUGAUCUUCUCAUUGCAGAGCAGGAACACAGUAGCAAACUCCAUCAUCCUCAUUUGUUGCUGUUGAUGUCUGUUUGUCUGUCCAGUGACUUGAAGAAAACACGCUUAGUAUAUGAAAGGGUUAACUUUGGUUCUCUGUACAGCAUCCUUCAUGAGAGGCGUACAGAAUUCUCACUCCUGCACAUAGAGACAAUUUUGCACGUGCUGCUCCAAAUUUCAGAGGCUUUGCAUUUUCUGCACUCCCGUGGAUUUAUCCACCGUUCCCUCACUUCCUAUGCCAUCCAGAUAGUUUCUUCUGGCGUGGCAAAGCUGUGCAACUUGGAAUACAUGGUAGAGAGCAAAGAUGGUGGAGAACAGAGUGAUCUGACACGUAUUCCUGUCCCAGUCCAGCUGUAUAGGUGGUGCUCUCCUGAAGUAAUCCUUGGGAGAAUUGUUACUGUCAAAUCAGAUAUUUACAGCUUCUGUGCAGUAGUGCAGGAGGCCUUGACAGAGACCCCUCCCUGGAAAGAUGUUGAAGACACCCUUAUUAAAGAGCUCAUAAUUUCAGGACAACAGUUGGAAGCAGAUAUUGGACUUCCUGUGCCCUAUUAUGACACUCUGAAGGCAGGGCUAGAACCUAAACAGAGGAACCCCUCUGUGAAACUUCAGGAUAUUCAAUAUAUACUGAAAAAUGACUUAAAGGACUUAGCUACGUCUCCAGCUGGUCAUGCUGAUGAAGUGUCAAAAGCAGAAAGAGCCCUUGUUUCUCCAGAUGUGAACAGCUGUUUGGCAUCAGCUUUUAGCUACAAUAAGAGAACACAGGAAUUCCAAGGAAAAGAGAUAACUGAGGCUGGCAUCUCUUCUUGCCCAAGAUAUUCUGCUUUUUGUGAGAAGAGUCCUUUCGUGGACCAAGAGGCAUCAACCAAUCUACGGCCAGUUGCACAGGACAAAAAUGAUGGUGCAGCUUCUGAUCUGCAGAUGACCCUCAGUGAUGUGGAUGACAGCCUCUGUAGCUUUGAAGUCAACGAAAUCUUUGCCAGUUAUCCAGAACUUGAAGAUUUCCUGGAAGAAGCAGCUGGAUUAGGUCAAACUCAAAAGGAUGAAAAUAAAAGGCAGCAAAAGGAAGAAGAUAAGGCCACCCUGAGAGAGGUGUAUCCAUCUUCUGGAGUGCAGUGUGAGGAAAAGCCAGGUGAUGAGGAAGGUGGCUUUUCAGAAUGGAGUACAGAGUAUACUACAGAAGAGGAGGAGAGGGCAAGCGAGGCCUCUGACCUGUGUGUGCUGACACAGGGGAGAGUUGAUUCUGGAAGAAGAAUGAGUGGUGUGUCCCGAAGUGAGCAGUACAUUGGCAAAUGUGUCCUGGAUUUAAAGAUCAUGCAGAGCAUGGUGCAGCAGGCAGCAGAUUCCCUGCACAGAACAUUGCACCAGGAAAUCAGAAGGAAUCUGCUUUCUGAGCAAAUGUUGAAAGAAAGAUACAGAACUGAUUAUACUUCCCAAAACACCAGUAACCCUUUUCCUGGAGUUAACAGGUUGUUCUGGAAGGCUGUAGGUCCACCAUCAAGUGACUAUAUUCUGCCACUGUUGAGAUGUCAGGCACAAGGAGCAUUGGGUGGAGACAGUGUCCAAGCUAUUUCAGAGAUGGCAAAAGAAAUGGAGGUCAUUAAAAGUGAAAAGUGGAAGUGCUUUCCUGAGAUGAGCAAGACUAAAAGUGGAAAAAAACAUCAUGAUUUCAGCUUAGGUGUGAUGAAAAGUGUGGAUGAUCAAAUGAGCCUAGACCAUGAGGUAAAGUUGAGCAGGCAUUUACUUCCACAUGUGUCUGUAAGAUGCAAAAAAAAGAUCAACUUGCAGUGUCAGAGAGGAGGUGAUUCACAUUCUGCAACAAGUGGAAGUGAAGAAGAGAGGUGGUGCUAUCCAAACCCAAGACCUGAAGUUUACAGUAGAAAAAUAAGUGAGGAGAGAAGGAUGAUGCAACCAGAAUGGUGGACUGAAGUAAAGCAAAUGGCCAGAAGAGCGGCCCUAGGACAACUGGGACUUGACUCUCCAUGUCCAGCCAGUGAAUAUACAUCUGAAAGUGAAGCAGAGAGUAUAAAGGAAGCCUUUCAGCAUGUCACUGUUAGAGUCCCAAAAAGUCAAGACCAGCAAAGUUACAGGUGGCAGACAGGUGAUAACAUGGUGCCUUGGGAUCUGGGCAGUGAGGAUGGAUGUGAAUCUGAGGAGAGUGAUCUGGAGUCAACGUUCAGAAGUUCUGGAGGGAGAAGUUGCCAGUCACCAUCACAAGAUGAACAAGCAGAGUCUGGAAUAGCCAUUUAUAAGAAUUCAGACCUUCCUCAACAAGUUGAGAAUCUCCCUCAAGGCCAUUCAAGGGAAUUGCAUAGUUCCCUUAAUUCAUCUCCUGGUGUGUCUGAAGAAUUCUUGACUCCUGAUUAUUUCCUUCCUCCUACUACUCAGGGACAUUCAGAACUAGAGACCUCAACUGCUGAGAGGAAAUCAGAAGAUGGUUGUGAAGGAUUUUUACAGAAGUGGGAACCUGAAGAUGCAGGAUCAGAUAUUCAGGCUUCAGGAGGAAAAAUACUCUUUUGCAGUACAGUGGUACAGAACUCUGGCAGUAACAUGCAAGGAGUGAAUCAACUUGGCCACGUGCCUGUAGCCAGUGUUCAGGUGGCACAAAAAGUGAUACAGUGGGAGCCACAGGAGGAGAGGAAAGAAGAUGAUGUAUCAGUGACAGAUAUUCAGGAUUUGUCAAGUAUCCCCUGUGAGCAGGAGAACUACUACAGGGUUAUGGGAUUUGGAACUCCCAGAGUGAGCCAUGCACCAGCCAGUGUCAGCACUCCUCUCAGCUCAGAAUUAAAAAUUCAAGCAACCUUUGAGAAAUACAAACACUUUCAUGAAGUAUCUUCAAAUUCUUCUUCCUUUCAUGGUGGUUCCCAAGAGACCUCUUCUGCAGAGUCCAGUACAUUCACUACAGCCUCUGAAGAGGGAAGGAGGACUGAAAUUCCCUUGGUUCCUUCAAGAACUUGCUCACCUGAAUUAGAUGACCCUGGUGGGUUGCCAGUAGUUGCUUCAUCCUUGAGAAGCACCAAGAAGGCAGCUGCACUCUCAGAGGCAUCUGACCACUUCAUUGAGGAGCUGCCUCCACCAGCCCAGGAGUUGCUGGAUGAAAUUGAAUAUUUAAAGCAGCAAGAAUCUUUUGCUCAAGAGAAGGGAUUGCAUGACUGUGGAAUGCAAAUAAAUGUUCCUGAUCAAAUGAAGAUGGAAGACAGAGAGUCAGAACAAGAAUCUGAGAGAAAUGAGACGAGAAAUCAUAGUUUAUGGACUAAUGAGUCAUUUACUCUAGCAGAGGUAACUGAAAGGGCUCACUCUACUCUUGAUGCUAGUUUAGAAAGAAUGAUCCGUGCAAUUCCUGGAGAUGAGAAGAUCCAAGAACAACCUCAGGGACAUGCUCUUGGGGCUGCAAGUCUGCAAGAUCCAGAAGAUGUUGGAAGAAAGGGAGUAGAGGAAGGCAGAGCUGAGGCCAGAGGCAGAGUGCCAGGAAGCUGUGCAGGUAGCUCAGAAGGUCCUCUUCAUCUGCAGAGCUUCUGA
This is a messenger RNA of Chaetura pelagica (chimney swift), 4311 nucleotides long. RefSeq names its product testis expressed 14 (gene TEX14). NCBI's taxonomy places the organism in Eukaryota, Metazoa, Chordata, Aves, Apodiformes, Apodidae. Gene Ontology annotation, biological process: mitotic spindle assembly checkpoint signaling; attachment of spindle microtubules to kinetochore; male meiotic nuclear division. Gene Ontology annotation, cellular component: kinetochore; midbody; intercellular bridge. Gene Ontology annotation, molecular function: protein binding; ATP binding; protein kinase activity. The record is from RefSeq and is a predicted model, not a curated record.